This is a messenger RNA of Frieseomelitta varia, 2630 nucleotides long. RefSeq lists its product as uncharacterized. The transcript is spliced from 7 exons. NCBI's taxonomy places the organism in Eukaryota, Metazoa, Arthropoda, Insecta, Hymenoptera, Apidae. The coding region runs from base 355 to 1281 and encodes 308 amino acids. The record is from RefSeq and is a predicted model, not a curated record.
CAUUCCUCGGAAAUAAUUCUGGUAGUCAAUUAUUCAACGGAAGGAAAAUAGACGAAGGAGAAGUUGGUGGCUCGAGGGCCGUGUUCUGCGCGAGAGAAUUCGAGAAAAGGCCGAUGGAAUGUCGAAACUGUAAAAUCUGAACGAAGAGUAUUCGAAAAGUAGACCUUCGGGAUCGACAGCCGGCAGUGGAUUGGUCCGUUCCAUUGAAAAUAAUGCCAAAGGCGCGUGGUCAUUGGCCGUUCGGUCUAUCCCUCCCCCCACGUGAAUCCGCAAGCUAUAUAGAACACCUCGCGUGGAAUUUCAUCUUCAGAACUGAGAGUCAGUGUCAAGGAAGUCCAUCUGGAACUAACGAAAAUGAAAUACAAUCAGUACGUGUCGCUAUGCUUGGUGGCGCUUGUUCUUGGACAAGCAGCAUCAUUGCCGCAGUAUCAGCAGCAAUUCCAGCAGCAGGUCAGGGACGAGAGGAAAUUCGCGGAGAAGCCAAACGCCAUGAAGAAAGUCGCCCUCGAUGAUCUGGACGACAUCAGCACCAAUCAGAUUCAAGAAGGUGGCAGUACCGGGUUCUCGUGGUCGAACAUGCUGAGCAUGCUGAUGCAGAUGCUCCUGGGGCAAACAGGCGGUGCAACUGGCCCAAGCAAGAACGAGAUCGACGACGGUGCACCAGCCAGCCCUUGGGCAAAUUUGCUAUCGGUCGGGCUGAGAGUUCUCACCGCUCUUCUAGGUGGCCCCCAGCAAUCAGUCGACGGUAUCGACAAAGUUGACAACCAGAGCAGCCCCAUGCAGGGCAUUUUGACUGCGGUGCUGGGCGCGUUUCUAGGACAGGGCAGAGACCCCGAUCAGGUUGCUGUCAUGGCUAAAAACGCUUCUGAGUUCAUUAGCAUAGUGAUCAAUCUUCUGGACGCGUUGAAGACCUCGUUCUCUCAUCGUUCCAUGGCAGCUAGGUCGAUGGGAAGACGGGACACCGUCUCAGAAGCUGCUGUCGCCUCCAUUUCCAUGCUCAAGGGCUACAUGAGGUCGGUGAAGUCGUUUAACAACGUUGGUCGCGCGGAGGACGAAGGUCAACGAGGUUGCGCCGAAAGGGCCCUCUGCGAAGCCAGUGCAGAGUGUGUUGCCGAUGCUCAGGGGACAUCUUCCAUCUUCUGUCAGCUUGGAUCGUACGCGACGAGUUAUCUGCUCCAGAGGCAGAGCGGGGUAGGCUUCGAGGCGUUGUACGAGGCAGGUCGACGUGGACGCACCGGCGAGGACUGCAGAACCUUGUUCAUGGACUGCAACGCCGUAUGAAAACUCGUUCCGAUUCGUUCAAGUGCGAUUUAGACCCUCUGGGACUCGACCAACGCCGGACUCGGUUAUCUGAAACUUAUCUCUACAAUAAAUUACACAUGCCUCAACGAAAGUCUCUUGAAAGUCAAAAAGUUUUAGGAGUCUGUCAGUCGACCGAUUUGUCGUGUCCCGAGGGUUCAAAUCGCACCGACGCGACGGAAGAGUAGCUUUCAUACGCGAGAACCGUGCCGAGAACCAAAACCACAGAAUGACAAUACCCUCUCGAAGCUCUCGUUCGACGAACUCGGCCCCUAAAGAAUCGACGAAUUCCAAUUGGCCAAUUGUCCCGAAAUUGCCAAGCUCGGCGUCGAAAUUCGAUGAAAUUCUGGGUAUAAAUGUGGGUGUGUCGCGAUCGAUCAACGACCGGUCAAUUGAUUCAUUGAUCGAUCGACAGUUUGCCGUUAUGCGUCGCUGCUGUUACAAUUGGUUCGAUGAAAUGUUCGACGAAACUCUUGGUGCCCCCUGGUGACCGAGGCAGGAAGUCUCCGGUCCCCGGUGGAUCCUGAGAGUUUGAUCGUUCGCGACUAGAGAGGUACAGGCGAGAGAAGAGAGAACACGCGAAGUGGGAGAAGCAUACACUUUAACGUAGAAGUAGACUGAACGAGAUUCCAGGCCUGGACGAACCUGUGUAACGUUCGGACAGGCCUCCACGACGAUCACGGUAUUUAUUUCUAUUUAUUGAACUUAGCGGGCGUAGAGCUAGCGCGUAACCACGAGACUCGAAACAACCACCACGUGCAAGGGGCACCCAACUUGUUUUUCCGUUGACAAUCGACGAGCUAAUUCUGUCUGAACUUCAAUCUGCGUCUUCUUCUUCUUUUUUUUUUUUUUAUUUUCUUUGGUGGCGAUCCGAGCCACACAUUUUCACAUUUAAUCUUCAGCUUAUUCGCAUCUGCUGGACGAGACAGUUGCUUCGUUUCCGGGAGGAAGACUAGGUUUCAGGUAGUCUGAAGACUACCAAUGCUUGGCGAAUCAGACGUGACUGGGAUUCGACUGGAACUACAUCCUGGAAUGGUGGCCCUCCCUAGAUUUUCGCACGAGUUAACGUCUCAGGAUAUUCGUUUCGUUUAUGUUAUUUAAUAAACCUGCUCAAAAUUAUCUGUUGUAUAUAGGAAUUAUAUAUGUAUACAUAUGAAUGUACGUACAUAUACAUAUACACAUACACACGGGUGGAGUUUUCUUUUUUCCGCAAUAGCCACGUUCUAUUUUAUUAGCUCAGUUAGCGUAUCUUUGUUAGACGUAAGUUGUAUGUAUGACCGUGCGGUACGAUGACAUUUUAAUCGAAAUUAAUAAACGUUCUCAUUGAUGAA